This is a messenger RNA of Neoarius graeffei (lesser salmon catfish), 2335 nucleotides long. It is a transcript of the gene ccnyl1, whose product is annotated as cyclin Y-like 1. Gene Ontology annotation, cellular component: plasma membrane. Gene Ontology annotation, molecular function: protein kinase binding; cyclin-dependent protein serine/threonine kinase activator activity. NCBI's taxonomy places the organism in Eukaryota, Metazoa, Chordata, Actinopteri, Siluriformes, Ariidae. The record is from RefSeq and is a predicted model, not a curated record. The coding region runs from base 1039 to 2058 and encodes 339 amino acids. Gene Ontology annotation, biological process: regulation of cyclin-dependent protein serine/threonine kinase activity; regulation of canonical Wnt signaling pathway. The transcript has 10 exons.
CCCAUCGCAGCGCGCAGGGUCACUGAAUGUAGAGUUUAUGGGCAAAACCGUGGACAAGCCAAUGGACACAACUUUUUUUUUUUUUGAGUGGCAGAGACGUCAGCCAAUAACAGGCACUGUUCUGGUUUUGUUAUGACCAUACAGCCAAUAGUAAUUGAUGGAAUUUUAAAAGAGGCGGGUCCCGGCGGCUUCAGUGGCGGAACAGAUGGCGGCGGCGGCGGAUUGCGAUAGUGUCCGGUGGAGGAGGGGAUAACCGGAGGGAGCCGAGCAUAAAGAAAGCCGCGGGGGCGAGGAUUAGCACUUCGGGAAAGAAACGGUUAAUUUCUCGUCGCACGAGCUUUUCCAUUCAUUUGUUCCGGAGCGGUAGAGCAGCGCGCGGACGGUGUGGGCAGAGGCCUCAGCGGGGGAUCCGGUACCGAGCCCCGACUCUGGACCGGACUUUCCCGGUUGAAAGUGUCUGUUCUAGGGGCGAAUAACCACAUCUCUGCUCGGUGCUAACCGGCGUCUCCAAAGCGCGGCGGAGGUCAGAGCUUCCCUGUCGAGUCGGUUAAAGGGACGGACUGUAGCCGGCUAGCUGAGGCUAACUGACCGCCCAUUCAGAAAUAAUGGCGAGUUGGCUAGCUGUAUUAGCCUGCUAGGCUAAAUAACAAUGGGCAGAUGAGCUGGUGGCCGUUCAGAGAGCUGUGAGAGAAACUGAAAUGUAGCCUCCGGUUUGUAUGGAUCCGAGCACUGGGCUGAAGCGGCGGUAGUUGGGUAGGGCGUUAGCUGGAUUAAGUUAGCUAGCUGUGUUUAGCCGGAGUGCCGCCCGCGCGCGCGCUCCCGUGCCGUGUCCGAAUGAGAGCGCGCGCAGUCGCGUCCACACACGCCGGAGCCCCGUUCCGCCUGCUGGCCGCCUGCUGAGCGAGCAGCGACCCGACUGCGUCCGGUCUCUAACCCCGUCUCACUGCGCUUUCCGAUGGGCCGCUGAUGUGUGGAGUGAGCGCGGUGUGAAUUUCACAGGACCUGGGUUUUGGGUCUCGACCCUGAGCGCGGUGCAUCAUGGGGAAUACGGUGUCUUGCUGUGUGUCUCCCAGCGGAAGUCCGAAACUCCCGCGGCCCACCGAGCGCCUCGAGGACUACCAGAUAAACGCGGACCUGAGUGAGGACACCGGGCCGUACCUGCAGCAUAUCAGCGACCGGGAACUGCCCGAUGAUCUAGCUUUAGAGUCCAAUCCGUCAGACCAUGCUCGUGCUAGCACUAUCUUCCUCAGCAAGUCUCAAACAGAUGUUCGGGACAAGAGGAAAAGCAAUCAUAUAAACCAUGUCUCUCCUGGUCUCCUGUCCAAAAAAUACAGCUCCUGCUCGACGAUAUUCAUCGAUGAUAGUACAGUCAGCCAGCCCAACCUGAAAAGCACAAUAAAAUGUGUUACUUUAGCAAUAUAUUACCAUAUUAAAAACAGGGACUCUGACAGAUCACUGGACAUAUUUGAUGAGAAGAAGCAUCCUCUGUCUAGGGAGCAAGUUCCUGACGACUACUCGCGCACAGACCCUGAACACAAACUCAUCUACCGGUUUGUCAGGACGCUGUUCAGCGCGGCUCAGCUCACCGCCGAGUGUGCCAUCGUCACACUGGUGUAUUUAGAGCGGCUGCUGACGUAUGCUGAGAUGGACAUCUGCCCGUGUAACUGGAAGAGAAUCGUCCUGGGUGCCAUCUUACUGGCCUCCAAAGUCUGGGAUGAUCAGGCCGUGUGGAACGUAGACUACUGCCAGAUCCUCAAAGACAUCACUGUUGAAGACAUGAACGAGAUGGAGCGGCACUUCCUGGAGCUUCUGCAGUUCAACAUCAACGUUCCGGCUAGCGUCUACGCCAAGUACUACUUUGAUCUGCGCUCGCUGGCCGACGACAACAACCUGAGUUUCCCUCUGGAGCCUCUGAGCAACGAGCGCGCUCAGAAACUCGAGGCGAUCUCCAGACUGUGUGAGGAUAAGUACAGAGAUCUGAGCAGAGCCGCCAUGAGGAGAUCCUUCAGCGCUGACAACCUGGUGGGCAUCCGCAGAUCCAACGCCGUGCUCUCCUAGGCCACAUCGGCUCCGGUUCCCUCAACAAGGAUCGUGACCCACUUCAAACUGUCUUCUUCCUGUCCUCCAGUUGAGAUCUCUCUCAUCGGUGCAACAACCAAUGACCUGUCUACAUAGAAACAAAAACUGACUCAAGAGUUUUGUUUGUUUGUUUGGGUUUUUUUUUUUUUUUUUUGCUUUUUGCUUACUAUGUAGGCCACUAGCUGUGAAAUUUGUCAGUUUUUAAUUGAAAUCAAUUGCAGAUGGAGUAUUUUAAAUAAACACUAAUCAUGUAAAA